Porites lobata is the source of this 1498-nucleotide messenger RNA. The record is from the annotation of a GenBank genome assembly. Lineage: Eukaryota; Metazoa; Cnidaria; Anthozoa; Scleractinia; Poritidae.
AUGUAUACAAAGAACUCUCUACAAGCGGGGUACACUCGGGAUCAGCUUUUGUUGUCUGCCUUUAAUAUAUGUAUACAACGAACUCUCUACAAGCGGGCUACACUCGGGAUCAGCUUUUGUUGUCUGCCUUACAUGUAUGCAGUGAACUCUUUACAAGCGGGACUACUUCGGGGCAAGCUCUACUUAUCUGCAUUACUGUUACAUGUAAACAGUGAUCUCUCUCUAUUCUGGAUCUUGGGGCCAAUUCUAGCUGUCCGACCACAAUAAGUUCCCUAUAGUCAAUUAACCCAGUCCAUAACUACCUUGUGUCCAUACCCUUUUUCACACUAGCAUUCUUCCACAACUUCUCACAUGCGGACUUACUGAAGUGUACGCUUAUAGGACUUGAAGCACAUUCUGUACUUUCAUAACUCAGUCUUACUCGAACUAUUUUCUUAAACCUAUGACAGGAAACGUACUUGUCGUCACAGCGAUUAAUUUCGAUCCAAAACUCAACACGAUUACCAACAUGUUAAUCCAGAACCUUGCUUUCACCGACAUCUGCAUGGCGUCCCUUCACAUGCCCUUCUGGGUCAUCAGUCUACGCUAUGGACGCUGGGUAUUUAAUCACGUGUUAUGUCAGCUGGUUGGCUUGACGCAGCUAACGUUUGGGAUUACAUCGCUUUUCACUAUGACCGGGAUUGCCUUUAAUCGGUACUUCAACGUUGUGCGGCGCAAUCUGUAUACGAAGUACUUCUCAACCAAGAAGGUCACAUACUUCGUGAUUGCUGCUGCCUGGCUCGGUGCUUUAGCUGUCACCUCCCCGCAGCUCUACGGCUGGGGAAAGAUCGCCUACCACCCACUUUUCGCGGUGUGCACGUGCAUUUGGGACCUACCCGAUGUCUCUUUCAUGGUAUUUCUUUGUGCUGGGACAAUUUUCACCACCGCGAGCGUCAUUUCGUGGUGUUAUUACACCAUCUACAAAACCGUCAAAGCCAGCGCAAAGAGGAUGCAGGGGCAUGCAGCCGAAUGGAGUCACGGAAGAAGCAACGCCGUGGGUGGCAAAAGAGAGAAGACAGAAAGAAAGGUUCUCAAGACUUCGUUUGUGGUGGUCUGUGUUUUCUUAACAUGCUGGACCCCACUCUCGGUGGUAGGCUUCAUUGAGAUUUUUGGAUUCUCCAGUCCACGGUGGGCACAUUUAUUUUCCUACUUCUUCGUCUUUGGUAGCAGCCUUACAAACCCUUUUAUAUACGGAAUAAUGAACCCGCAGUUCCAGCAAGCCUUCAAGAAAUUGCUUCGGUUUAGGGCUAACGAAAUCGAGCCGAUGUCUAGUACUAGUCAAGUCAAAGAAAACGUAACUGGAACAGCAACUACGGAUGUAACCGGCUUGCAAACGAUUGGAGAUGUACCAAGCACCUCCAUUCAGCCGGGUGUGAUUGAUCAGAACCAAAAUCAAGUAAAACAUACUGACGCACCUACGAAGCCCCGAGAGAUCAUGAAGGCGCAAGCGUGGAAGUAA